Molecule: messenger RNA, 3042 nt
Organism: Drosophila gunungcola (fruit fly)
Lineage: Eukaryota; Metazoa; Arthropoda; Insecta; Diptera; Drosophilidae
Gene: dpr17
Exons: 6
Coding region: 889-2634 (581 amino acids)
Biological process (GO): synapse organization
Cellular component (GO): neuron projection membrane
Source: RefSeq, a predicted model, not a curated record
UUAACAAAGAAAACCAAGGCAAAGCAUUUUAAUAAGGACAAUAAAACCCAAUGGCAAAUAACACUGUUAGGUAAAUUUAUUUAUUAGGGCUUAAACGAGUUUGUGAUGUUCAGCUAAAUAAGUUUUCGAGAAUACCAAAAAGCCAAAUAAACAAAUUGGAUUACCGCACACACAAUAAAGUUGAGUUCUGAUGCCACUUUAUUUGUCUAUGUUGGUGCCACUGCAGCGCCAAUAAAAGUUUACCACUCAACAAAGGCGAAAACACUUAAAUAAAUAUAUAAAUCAACCAACACAAAAAUAGUGCAAAACGAGGGGACCGACCGAGUAAGCAAACAAUGGGACUGCAAGAAAAUCGCUUGAGAAAACGCAUCGAAAAACUUCUGGCCAACCCAUAAAGAAGAGUUGCAGCUUUUUGUGGAAAAUAGAAAUAAAAUCGAAUAAAAUAAUAUAAAAUAAAAUAAAACGAAACAGGAGAGUGGUUAGAUGGAGCCCAAAUGGAGGCAAGCCAGGACCCAGCCCCCAGCGUAUUAAUUCAAUAAACCUAUUUAUCUGAGACUUCGGCUGGGAUUUGGAGAAUCGAGCAGGGCAGAGAAUGCGACAAAGUUUGCCAGUCAAGACGGCGCAGUGCAAUCAGCAGAUUCUGGCUCUGGGUCUCAGGAGCAAGAGCAGCCAGAUUCGAUGCCGCAAACGAGUCCCAAUUGGAGGCAGGCGGACAAUGAGCGCACAAAAGGCGCUGUAAGUGUCAUUGCAGCCAGGAACUGGGCCACUGGGACUGCCACGCAGGAGUAGAGCCAGAAGAGCAGUAGCACUAGGAGUAGCAGCAGCAUCAGCAGCAGCACAGCCAGAAUCAGCAGUACCAGGACCCGGACAGCAACGUUGACAACUGAGAUGACAGUGGCCGGAGCAGCAGGACGAACCGGACGAAGGACGGGAGGAGCAGGUUCGACUUGGUGUCGCCGAUUUUUCCUUACAUCCAGACCAGCAUCUUGGCUGCGCAUCGGCUCCGUCCUUCUGGUCCUGGCUCUUGGCUUUGGGAUGCAACAUGUUACCUGCAGUCCUCCGAUGCCUGGAGCGAAUCCAGUGGAACUGACACGGGCACAGAGACCUGCUGAGGGACAGCUUACGACGGCCACAAGAUCCACUUUGCCAGAUAGGCCAAUGACAACACAAAACGAUCUAAUUACGACAGCCAGCAACUUGACGACAGCAAAAAAGGCAGCCGCAGCAACAGAGGCAACGGCCUUAGCCCGGGGCACGUCAUCAGCAGAUACAGCGGCAGCAGCAACAACAGCAGCAACAGCAGCAACAGCAGCAACAGCAACGAUACCAACCAGCCAGUCAGCACAAAUUGGGCUAACUACUCGGGCCACAGAAGGGCAAACAGAGGCGCAGACAGCAGCAGCAGCAGCAACACAAGCCGCAGCAGCAACAUCAGCAGCACCAGCACCAACUGAGGCCGCAGCAGAGAUGCUCAUAUCAACAAUUUAUCCAGCAUCAACGGAAACGGAUGGGCCCAACUUCAUUGAGCGGCUGCCGGGGCGAAGUGGAAAGACGGCGAUGGCUCAUCCGGGUGUCGCUGAUGCAUUGACCAAGGGCUUCUCCAUUCCGACCUUCCUGCCGCCAUUUCCCGUGUUUGCGGCAGCGGACUUGCCCGCUUACCGUGCCGCUGCCGAUGCGGCGGAGGCGGCCAAGCUGGCGGCGGAGGCGGAGGCGGAGGCCGCCAAAAGAGCAGCAUCCUCCGAAGCGGUGACAAUGUCGCCGGAGGAGCAGCGCCGGCAAAUGUAUAACGAGCAGCACUCCUACCUGACCGCCCACCGGGAGGCUGGCGAGGGGGCGGGGCCGCGACGCAACCUCACAAUGCCCGUGCUUAACAUCACUGUUCAGAUGGGAAACCACGCCUACAUGCCCUGCCAGAUACAUCGACUGUCGGAUAAGCCCGUUUCGUGGGUGCGCAUGCGCGAUAACCACAUUAUCAGCGUGGACGAGACUACUUUCAUAGCGGACGAGCGCUUUCAGUCAAUUUUCCAGGAGGAUCACGACUACACCUGGUCGCUGCAGAUCAAAUACGCACAGCCGAGUGAUGCCGGGUGGUACGAGUGUCAGAUGGCAACGGAGCCCAAGUUGAGUGCCAAGGUGCAUCUGCAGAUAGUCAGACCCAAGACUGAGCUGAUUGGGGAUCAGAGCCGCUUUGUGAAGGCGGGCAGCAAGGUGGCCCUGCACUGCAUCGUCCGGGGAACCCUGGAUCCGCCCAAGUACAUCAUUUGGUUCCGGGGCCAGAAGAAGAUUAGCGAGAGUGACGAGCGGACCGGUUGGUACACGCAACUGGAUCGGAACAUAUUCGGGACAGUGGGCGACAAUCAGAACACGAUCGGCUCGUUAAUUAUACCGCUCGUGCGGAAAGAGGAUUCCGGCAAUUAUACGUGCCAGCCGUCGAACAGCGUCUCCGUAUCCGUGGACCUGCACGUGCUAAGCGGUGAAUAUUCCGCAUCGGCCAUCAUGUCAACGGCGGCAAGGACGACGCCGCCUGGCGGAAGGAGCACGUACCGGUCGCCACUAGGACUCCUGGGACUCCUGGGAAUCCUGGGACUCCUUUGGGCGCUGCAGGGAGCGAUGCACACAACGCCCCGGACGUGACUCGCCUAUUGAACGCCUGGUCGCGGCGGCUGACUUCCAAUUAUUUGUAAGCUCUUGCGCCAUCUGCAGUUACGUAAUUUAGGAUAGAGAUUAAUUAAACGCGGCCUUGUAAAUAGCGGUGGGAACGGCUGGAGGAGCCCGGGCCAGGGCGAAGCUCGAUUGACGGUUCUGUAAUUAGGUUAAAUGUUGCCAUAACUCUCAUGUCUGCGUGUCUCACAUACUCGUAUGCCCCAUACCGAAACCCAGUCUAAUGUACAAUUCAAUUUAAGCAUACCCCAUUUCAAGUUGUGAAAUCGAAUCAAUAAUUAGAUUAUUGACAGAGAAAUAUUAUUAAAUGAAAAAUAUUAAAACCGAAUCAUAAAAAUCCAUCAUAAAUAACAGGCAUUCAAUAAAUCAUGUGAAACUUUA